Molecule: messenger RNA, 3775 nt
Organism: Calypte anna (Anna's hummingbird)
Lineage: Eukaryota; Metazoa; Chordata; Aves; Apodiformes; Trochilidae
Gene: AGA
Product: aspartylglucosaminidase
Exons: 9
Coding region: 35-1105 (356 amino acids)
Biological process (GO): protein deglycosylation
Cellular component (GO): lysosome
Molecular function (GO): N4-(beta-N-acetylglucosaminyl)-L-asparaginase activity
Source: RefSeq, a predicted model, not a curated record
GUGGGGGCCGGGCAGAGUGGUGGUGGUGGCGGCCAUGGCGGUCAUGGCGGCGGCGGGGAGCAGCGGGGGCCGGCGGCAAGUGCUGGUUGCCCCUCUCUUGUUCGUUCUCCUGCAGGUGGCGGGCGCCGCCUCAGCCGCCGCCCUGCCUCUAGUCAUCAACACCUGGGCGUUUAGGAAGGCCGCAGAGACAGCUUGGAGGGUACUACAGUUGGGAGGUUCUGAGCUGGAUGCUGUUGAGAAAGGCUGUGGUCAGUGUGAGAUUGACCAAUGUGAUGGGAGUGUGGGAUAUGGAGGAAGCCCAGAUGAAAGUGGAGAAACAACACUGGAUGCAAUGAUUAUGGACGGCAACACCAUGGAAGUUGGGGCAGUUGCAGAUCUCAGACGUGUAAAAAACGCAAUUGGUGUAGCGCGAAAGGUCAUUGAGUACACCAAGCAUACGUUAUUAGUUGGAGAGUCAGCCUCUCUGUUUGCUGUGAGAAUGGGGUUCCCAUAUGAAGAUUUAACUACCCCAAAAUCUCUUUCAUUGUAUUCAAAUUGGCUUAAUCAAAGCUGUCAGCCCAACUACUGGAAGAAUGUGGUACCAGACUCUUCAAAAUCCUGUGGACCAUACAAACGGCCUGAGAAAGUAAUUUGUAAAGAAGAACAGACCAUCUCACAAAGAAGUGCUCAUAAUCAUGAUACUAUUGGUAUGGUUGUCAUUGGUGUGGGUGGUACCGUUGCUUCUGGAACAUCUACUAAUGGUGCUGUUCACAAAAUUUCAGGCCGUGUAGGGGAUUCUCCAAUAGCUGGAGCAGGAUCCUAUGCAGAUAGUACAGCCGGAGGGGCCGCAGCCACUGGGGAUGGUGACAUCAUGAUGCGCUUUUUACCCAGUUAUCAAGCUGUGGAGUACAUGCGGAUGGGAACAGACCCAACAGCAGCCUGUCAGAAAGUUAUUUCCAGAAUUCAGAAAUAUGUUCCGAAGUUCUUUGGUGCUGUUAUAUGUGCCAAUACAACUGGAAGUUAUGGUGCUGCGUGUAAUAAAAUUCCAGGAUUCACUCAGUUUUACUUCAUGGUUUCUAGCCCAUUGCUAAGUAAGCCAACUAAGCAAGUAGUAGAAUGCAUUUAACUUUUUUGUUUCCUUUUAACAUCUAAACUAAGAGGAAGAAAGUAGUGAGGUUAUCCAGGUGUUAUUUUUUUUUAAUGGUUUUUUAUUUUCAUUGUUGCAUAAUCCUGUGAACCAGUACAAAGGUGUUUAUUAUGGCUUUGUGUAGUGCAACUAAGAUUCAUCUGUAGUUUUCUAAUGUAAUUACCUUGGUAACUUAUUUCAGCAUGACUGGUUGUAUAAUCAAGAGUGAGGUUUAAAAAACUGACUCAGUGUAGUCUGAAGGAAGUUAACAUAGCUGUGAAAUUAUAGUUUGUGGAGACAUUUUCACAGCAUAGGCAAUUCAGCUCUCUUUAACAACCUUACAUCUAAGUGAAAUGGCCAAAAUUGAUGUGCCUCACUACUUAGGUCUCUUCAAUCAUUAAUUUAAUAGACAUUAUGUUAUAUUCCAACUCAGUUUUUGAAAUUUUGCAAACCUGACAAUCAAACUGUUCUAAAUACCAUAAAAAGUUAUUUGUUGUAUAUUUACUUCCAAAUACUGCAAAGCUUCAUCUGCAUUUUUGGGAAACUGAAGCUUUGUUCACUGGAAAAAAAACUUUGAAAGAGAGCUCACAGAGUGGACAGAUGACCAUACAGAGACAAAGUGUGAAAUGGCUCUUACAUGGUCUCUCUAUUGUGGUCUCUGUUUUCGUAAGAACCAAGUAGCCAAAAGUGAUGAGCAGGAAGCAUUUGAUGGGACCUUUGCUUUGCCAUUUAAAGCGUAUUUGGCAGAAAUCUGGAAUAAAGGGCAGGGAGCAGGAGUGGUUCUGCCUCUCCAUGUGAGUCUUAUUUUGAGAAUACUUACUUGUAAUUGUAUUUACUCCAGUUUUUCUUUUCUCUUGAAACUGACAAACAAGGAAAGGCUUUUGAUGAGUAACGGAGGAGAUUUCAAACCUUUAAUUAAGAGAUGAGGGGCAUCUUUAUAACUUGUUUCAUAACAGCUGAGAAUACAUUUGAAUAGAGAGGAUAUCCAAACAUACCUGGUAGUUACAGGCCUCCAGGGAGUAUUGUGUUGACCCUAACUAGAAGUCAAGAAAGGUGGAAAUCUUCCUGCCAGGUUUUUUUUGUUGUUGUUGGGGUUUUUUUUUAAGUGGAAGUUAAUUUACACAUCUCAAUCAAUUAAUAUAAAAAUAUUAAUGAUUUCCUUGUCACUAAUAUGGUGGGCACUUGCCCUUUCCUGUAGCACAUCUACCCCUGCAAAGGAACAGUUGUAUGUGAUAAGUGUCACCUACAGCUGAAAAAGGUGGGUUUGUCACUUUCUGUGUCUAGAGAUACUAGGAUUGUUUUUAUUAGAAAUUUAGCAUCUUGAAGAUUUGUUCUGUAGGUACUGGAAAAUCUGUUUAAUCAUGUUCUUAAUUUAGUGGUUUACUCAUCAUUUGAUCGAAUCUUUGCUAAACUUGACCUCAGAAAAGUUAAAGGGGUGGGGGUUAAGUGAAAUGAGUGUGUUUCAUCAUCAACACUUUAACUAUUCUUUGUCUGCUUGAAUAAAAUCAUUGAGUAAUAAAAGCCCACAUUAAAGUUGUUCAGAUGCUUGUGUACGUGCUUUAGAAUUAUUAUUUCCUUAUGUUGUGAGUUGGUAUCUUUGAAAGUUGGCAAAAAAUGUUCAAACUAGAACAGGCAUUUUAAUGACCUGCUGGAAUUCAUCAAUUAUGUGAUUCAGUUCUGUCACUGAAUCUUUAGAGGAUCUUGUAGUACAGAGUUCACUGUGGGUCAAAAUAAGCUCUAGUCAAAGGAGCUCUUACUGCAUAUAUCUGCAGUGCUUACAUUUUCUGCCUGUCCUACAUACCACUCUUCUGUUGUAUCUGAAGCUAACUCAGGCAAUCAAGUGCAAAUAGAUGAUUAAAAUCCCAAUUAUUCUUACUUUGGAGAUUAGCAUUGUAGAUUGUGAAUGUAGAAAGUUCCGUACUGGCAGCUGAGUGGUAAUGUCUCAAACUGCUGCAGCUGAAUCCACCAGGAUUGAUUUUGGAGGGGUCACAGACAUUCAUGGCUUGUUUUCUAGUGCCCUUAUGCCACUUUGUGCUACUUGGUGUCUGCCUUUCAAGGCUGUGAGUGCCCAUGCUGAAGGAUCAUCAGAACUCAGUAACAGUGGACCUGAGGUCAUGAAGUUACAAUUCUAGCCUACUGCAUACGUAGGACUACUGCAUAGUCAGCUCAUCUGUAUGAACUUGUCUCCAUGAGACAAGUGUACCAAAAGAUGUGCUUAAAUAGUGUAGGUUGCUUUGUCACACUGAAUUAGCUAUAAAUGACAGGUUUAGUUUGUAUAAACUAUUUUAAUAUAUUGUUAAUUUGACAGUGCAUUAAAGUCUUUACUGUGGAACUUUCACUACAAAAAUGCAGGAAAAAAAUCUACAAAGAACAGGCAUAUUUGCAAGUUAGUGGUACAGUUGAAGGCAUCCUGUCUGUAAAGUGGUGUGGGCUUUCUUCAGUACAACUUUGUUUUAAAUUCGGUAGCUUCUACCUAACCUACUCUUCUGUGUUUCUGAAACUUCUUACCAAAUUAUUGCUUCAUUGAUUCUGAAACUUCUUACCAAAUUAUUGCUUCAUUGAUUGAAGACCGAAAAAGAAUCUUAGCUCAGUGGUCUGACUAAUAAAGCCAACUAUGCCAUGUCUUUUGCAUGCUUCUGAAUUGUUCUUUAAUAAAGCAAUCUCUAUGGA